CCCCCCGCCCGGGGGUGCGGGCCGGGCCGCGGCCCCGCCGCGGGGCGGCCGACCGGGGGCGGCGGGGGCAGGGAGCCGCCGAGCGCAAAUUCCUCCGCGCAGCGCGCCAUUGACUGGACCCAGCAACUUAUUUAAGGCUGGAAAGUGACACAGGGGCUCCUCGCCGCCGCUCGCCGCACUCCGCCGGGCAGCCUCGGCUGCACCGAGCCCAGCGCUGCGCCGCGGGGAUGCCGCCGAGGUGACCGCCGCUCGCCUGGCCCGGCCGCCGGAGAGGGAGCUGCGUCCCGCCGCUGCCCUGCCAGGACCGCGGGAAGGGGCUUUCUCUUGGGGUGUUUUUUAAAUUUUUUUGGCUUUUUUUUUUUUCUUUCUCUGCUCCCGACUGCGCUUUCACAGAGAGUUCGCCGUCCUCCACCCUCCCCCCCCCCGCCCCCCAACCUUCCCCCGCCGCCGUGGUCCGGCCGAGCAUGGAGAAGUACGAGGAGGACAUGGCACUGAAGGCCACCAAGUUCAUGGAGGAUCUGUCCCUCUACGAGCCCUGCCCAGAGGCUCUGUACGGACGGGGCGGCCGCCGGGACCUGCCGCUGCACCCCGAUCUGGAGGAGACUAAGCGGGUCAUCGCCGCCCACAUGUCGGCGGAGCAGCGGGGCCGGAAGAUGAACGGCACCGCCGCCCCGCCGCCCGCCGAAGCCUUCCCCGCCGCCGCCGCCCCCUGCGGCAAAGCCUACCCGCCGGCCGCCCCGCUCCGCGGCGCCGCCGCCGAGCCGCCCUGCUGCGAGGAGGGGCUGUGCACCCGUUCCGAGGUGGCUCUGCCGUGCUACAGCGGCUUCGCCGACAAGGGCAAGCGCUACUCGGCCGAGGGCUACCGCUACGCCGCGGGCAGCCCCUACGAGGGCGGCUACGUGGCCAAGGGCGGCGGGCGGGCGCCCGGCGGAGCGGACAGCAAGUACGGCCCCGCCGCCGCCAGCCCCCGGGCCAGCCUGGCCGCCGCCUCGCCGGGCCCCGCCGCCGCCGCCGAGCACGGCAAGUUCUCCAGCCCCCGCUCCAGCCUGGGGGGAGCACCCGCGCUGCCCUACGAGAAGUUUUCCAGCCCCCGCUCCAGCCUGGUGGUGCCCGGGCAGGAGAAGUACGGCAGCCCCCGCGCCAGCCUGGUGCAGUACGACGGGACGGCCCUCAGCCCCCGCUCCAGCUACGCCAGCACGGCCAGCGACACCAGCAAGCACUCCAGUCCCCGCGCCAGCCUCACCGGCUACGACGGCGGCGGCAGCAAGCCCAGCAGCAACCGCACCAGCGGCAUCAGCAUGGGCUACGACCAGCGCCACGCCAGCCCCCGCUCCAGCACCGCUAGCCAGUACUCCUGCACCACCAGCCCCCGCUCCAGCUACUCGGACUCCAGGUACGGCCCGCCGGGCGGCGCCGAGCCCGAGGGGGCGGCUGGCGGCGGGAUGGCUCUGGCCAGCCCCCGCUCCAGCCUCUGCGGCCCGGCGGCGGCGGCCGUGGUCAGCCCCCGCUCCAGCAUCUCUAGCCAGAGCUCCCGCAGCUCCCGCGGCUCCAUGAGCGCCUACCCCGAGCUGCAGCUGCCCUCGCCCCGCUCCUCCCUCCUGGGGCCCGGCCUGCAGGAGGACGGCGCCCUGCCCGAGGACGUCUACCACAAGAUCCAUGCCCAGUCCCCGCCGCGACACGACCAGCAGCACCCGGCCACCACCGCCGCUGCCGCCCCCCCCGAGGCGGCCCCCCCCUACGCCUACAGCCCCACCAAAGGCUCCGCUUCGGCCCCCAAAUUCAAGCUCCCCUACCAGGUGACGCCGUGCCGGGAGAGCGGCCCCAGCCAGGCGGAGAGGCGGCUGGAGGCGCUGACGCUGGAGCUGGAGAAGGAACUGGAGAUGCACAUGAAGAAGGAGUACUUCGGUAUUUGUAUAAAAUGUGGAAAAGGUGUGUAUGGAGCGAGCCAGGCUUGCCAAGCAAUGGGUAACCUCUACCAUACCAACUGCUUCACAUGCUGCUCUUGUGGGAGAAGACUACGAGGAAAAGCGUUCUACAAUGUCAAUGGCAAGGUGUACUGUGAAGAAGACUUCCUAUAUUCAGGUUUUCAGCAAACAGCAGACAAGUGCUUUGUUUGUGGACACCUCAUAAUGGAAAUGAUCUUACAGGCCCUUGGAAAGUCGUACCAUCCUGGCUGCUUCCGCUGCGUGGUGUGUAACGAGUGUUUGGAUGGAGUCCCCUUCACUGUAGAUGUGGAGAACAAUAUUUACUGUGUCAAAGACUACCAUACGGUUUUUGCACCAAAAUGCGCUUCCUGUAACCAGCCAAUCCUACCAGCACAGGGCUCUGAGGAGACCAUUCGGGUAGUGUCAAUGGACAAAGACUACCACGUGGAGUGCUAUCACUGCGAGGAUUGUGGCUUGCAGCUCAAUGAUGAGGAAGGCCAUCGUUGUUACCCGUUAGAGGGCCACUUGCUCUGCCACGGCUGUCAUAUCAGGCGCCUUAAUAUUAAACUGCCGUCACAUCCACCUCCAAGCUAUCCAAUGCAUGUCACAGAACUCUGAAAGACAUUUCCGUUACCAAUAAGCCGUUUAAAAGAGAAGACAAAAAAAAAAUCUAAAAAUUACUUUCCUGUUCCUUUAAAGAUGAGAUUCCAGUAAUAACCAUCUAAACCAGCUAUUUAUUUUUUAAAUCAGAGGUGAGGGGUCCUUUUCUGAUCUUGUACAUAUGCGUUCUUUUAUCUAGACAUUCUCACUGAGACACCGUCUACUUGAACAAAUAAUUCACCACUAAACUGUAACUGUAAAUGGCAGCAUUUCUAAAAACAAUGGUACAAAGGGCUGUUCUGCACUCCCUACUCACUGCCCUUCAGUGGACAUUUCACCCAAGUCAGGAGUGUAGAAUUACUUCCCAAAACUUAGCACCUUAUCGUAUUGCAGCAAGCAUGAUAAGAUAAAUGCUAGCAUUUUAGCUAGUUUUGUUGAAUUCUGGUCUUAGAGAAUACAGUCGCACAUUUUUUAAAACUUAGAUUCCCAGAAGUAGUGAACAGGAAGCAAACAAGUGUUUUUAGCAAUGACAGUUUUCAGCAUGGGUUAAAUAGUGGCAUUCUGUGCAGAAGCGCCGGGCCAGCUUUCCAGCCUAUGAGGUUCCAGAGUCAUCCAAAGACCAUUUAGCUUGUUAAAGAAAUAGGGCAAGCAUCUCAUAUAAAAGCCACGUUACAGAGGAAAAGAUCUAAAAGGUUGUCACAUGCAGCACGUGCAUAGCUGAAGAAGGUUACAGAGCUCCGUAAUUGCUUGCCGUGUACAAGUGUAGCCAUGGUUUCAAAAUGCGUUCGUAUCAACUUGAUGAUUUGGCACUUACUAAAGAAUUCAUCUUUUAAACCUGUUUUGUGUUUAAUAGGGUUAGCAGCCCCUUUCUAUGCAAAGGUACACUUGUCUUUAUACUACUUGUUUUAUACAAGACUUUGUUUGUUACCAACUGCUUUAUGAUUGUAUGUUGAUACAUUAUUAAAAAAAGAGGGGGACAGUUGUUUUUGUAUUAUCUUUUCAGCUCUGUGUUCUUUUCUAGAUGUACUUUUGAACUGAUUACGGUGAUUGUCUUCAUUGGAAAACAAAGUACAAAAUAAUUGAGAGUCAGACCAUUGAAACAUUGGUAUUUUAUAACAAGUAUUAGAUGUACAUAGAAUGUACACAGGCUCAUAUUUUGCAUAAGCUUUUACAGUAACCUCAGAGCUCUGGGGAAAUAUAUGUCUUCCAUAUAGGAAGUUAGAUGAAUCUUUUUUAUGGUUUGUUUUCUACCAUGUGUUGAUGAUUUACAUGCAAAUCACACAUCUGUAUGUUUAAAAAAUUCCUUGCAUUCACAUGAGAAUUGAUCCAGCCUUCCUGAAUUUAUAUUUUAAAUAAAUCCAUCGUUACUGUCUUUAACUGUAUCCAAAAUUACAAUAAAAUAAAAUUCUUCUGCUCCAGAGGAAGCGGCAAUACCAGACCAGAUUCUCCACAUGUGUAAAUUGGGACGUGUCCAUGCCAGUUGUCAACACGUCAAGAACCUGACGGAUCCAUUCGGAAAUGAUCCCGUGUUAAAUUCAGCACCACAGACUGAUGAAAUGACUUAUUUGGCAGCACCAUUACAGUUUACUUUCUUAUGCUCCACUGAUUUUUUCAAAGCCAUUUGUGGUGCUCUUGAAAAGUACAAAGAGCAUGCAAUGGACACUAAUUCCUAAGUGGAAUAAUUAACUCUCUUAACAGAACUUCUUGAUAGUCUGGAAUUUCCUUAUGGGGGAAGGGGGGGGUGGGCAGGAAAAAUUCCUGUGAACUGUUUUUUUUCUGUUAGGAAGGAACAAAAGGUAUGUUUCCCGAACUUUUGCCAGACUUCCAUUGGCCUAGAUUAACCUGUCCUACCGAACGCUCCUUGGCAAGUCAGAUGCUCCUUUAAAAAGUCAUUUCCUAAUAAAUAUAUACAAGUUUAUAAUUAACAUAUUGAACGUGAUAGCCAUGGUUUGAAAGAAUCACAGUGCACUAGUGCCCUGCUUCUACAGUGUGACUGGCGAGGCCUGGCCUGCAGAAGCCACCACCGUGGGUGCACACGCGCUUGGUCUGCAUUUGCAAACAUUACCUCUGUGUCCACAGUCACCAGCACGGCCUCGGAAAGAAGUGGAAAUACAUCUGCCUCUUGCCCUAACAGCAAAUGCUAGAAAAGGGAAAAAAACUGUCUUAAAUUGGAUUGUAUGAUUAGGUCAGUUCCCUAAGGUUAGUACAAACGUGGAAGAUAGCAUGGAAGAUAAACUUUUAGCAUCAGCUGCAAUGUACUGCUUCUGCCAUUCAAGGAACCUGCUUUGGACCACAUUUAGCUUUGAGGCUUUUUUUACUUGCUUGUCUUUACAAUAUAUAUUAAGGAACCCAAAUUAAGAAAACACACAUUAAAAUACACUUGCCUCUUCCAGUGGCAAGUUUAAGUUUCCACUCCAACAUACUUUCCAAGGGACAGCACAAUAUUGAACAUGUACAUACCAUACCUUUUCUUUUUGAAACCAAUCAUACUGUAGAACAGAAUAAUAUUUACUUUCAUUUUACAUGUUAAUUUGUCACUCUUGUAGUUCUACACAGUUCCAAUGUGUUAAGUAUCAUCACAGCAAAACUAGUGAAAGCCAGUAUUUCAAUAUAGCGUAAGCAAUUUGUUUAAAACCAGAAAGCAGCAGUUGUUGUUCCAGUAUUUUCUGUAGGCAGGUACAUUCCAUUACUGUAUAAUGAAGCACAGCUUUGCUUUUCCAGCAUUUAGUAUAAAAACUGGAGCUUAAGUGAAAGUUGCCAGGGUUUGGUUUGGUUUUGUUGGUUUUUUUUCAAUCAAAGAGAAAAAAAAAAGCAAAUCUAAAAUAAUGAUGUGCUGUACUCCUCAGUGCCAGUGAAAGUUUCUACACAUUUUUACCUUCUGUCUGUGGACUUAUGUAAAUGAGAAAGCUUCUUCUAACGAGUUUCUUAAGGAGUAUUCUUAUGUUAAAUCAGUUCAACGCAGAUGUAAACUUUCUAGAGUUCAUUUUAUGAUGUGACUGUUCUUCAGAAGCCUUUGCUAUACUUUCAGACUAUUUGUGUAAAGUUAAAACAAUAUCAACUUGUUCUCGUUCGCAUCAGGCCUGCACGUUCCCAGUUUGGUGAGGACUGGUGCAAAGUCCCUCCAGCACAGAGCUGGUGUGGGCGAGUCACCCUCCCUCCUGCGCUGGAGGAGGUGUUCCAAAGAGGGGACCAAAAUAAUAAUUUGAAAAACAAAACAAAAGAAUGCACUCAGAUAAUUGAGCUUUCAAAGGGGGUUUGUUUGGGUUUCUUUCCUUUUCCUUUCACUUGUGUGCACAUGUGUGUAUAUAUAUUUUGUAAGGUGGAGCUUCAAAAGAAAAACAUGGUUAGAGGAGCUCUUUAAGACCAGAAAUUCCAGAGUAGUUAAGUAAACCAAAGCUCUAAAGGAGACAAAAGCUGCUUUCUUGUGUUUCAAGAAAAGUUUAAAAGUUUGUGAUUCAUCCUGUAACUAAUGCCGUAACUAGAGUAUAUAAUUUGACUUAAAUUAAGUUUUCAUUUGAGAAAUAUUUUCAUUUUCUUUAAAAGAAUAUAGUUUUCUUCCAAGAACUUGGACCAACGUUGAUUUUUAUUUUGUAGGAAAUAUAUAAAUUCCCAGUUUGUAUAUCAUGUAACUAGUUUACAUGCUGAAAAUAUACAUUAGUUUAACUAUUUUUGUAUAUAUAUCCUUGUAAAACCUUUCAAUGUGCUUCUGUCUUUUAGUCUUUAGAACUACUUGUGGUUUUGUGUUUCAGUGUUUGAUUCCCUUGAUUGUUGAAGAAAAAAUUGGGAAAUGUAGAUUUAUUUAUCUAAAGAGGAAGCUACUUGCUAUCAUCCUAAGUUAUUUAAUAUUAAAGUCAGAAGUUUCAUUUAACCUUAGAUGCUAUAAUCUGCUUUUUUCAAU
Messenger RNA from Chroicocephalus ridibundus (black-headed gull), 6423 nucleotides. It is a transcript of the gene WTIP, whose product is annotated as WT1 interacting protein. NCBI's taxonomy places the organism in Eukaryota, Metazoa, Chordata, Aves, Charadriiformes, Laridae. Gene Ontology annotation, biological process: negative regulation of hippo signaling; regulation of DNA-templated transcription; cytoskeleton organization. Gene Ontology annotation, cellular component: P-body; adherens junction; transcription regulator complex. The record is from RefSeq and is a predicted model, not a curated record. Gene Ontology annotation, molecular function: transcription corepressor activity. Bases 465 to 2543 code for a protein of 692 amino acids. The transcript is spliced from 8 exons.